GGGAUGCUGAAGGUGCUAAGUAGCAGCAACAACAAGAGGCUUGGCUCAGUGUGAGACGUCCACUGUGCUGGCCUGACAGGCUCUGAGAUGACAAUUGGAGGCAUGGAGAAUGUGGAGGUCUUCACUUCUGAGGGCAAAGGCAGGGGUCUGAAGGCCACAAAGGAGUUCUGGGCUGCCGAUGUCAUCUUUGCUGAGCGGGCUUAUUCUGCAGUGGUUUUUGACAGCCUUAUUAACUUUGUGUGCCACACCUGCUUCAAGAGGCAGGAGAAACUCCAUCGCUGUGGACAGUGCAAGUUUGCGCAUUACUGUGACCGUACCUGCCAGAAAGAUGCUUGGCUGAAUCAUAAGAACGAGUGUUCGGCCAUCAAGAGAUAUGGGAAGAUACCCAAUGAGAACAUAAGGCUGGCAGCGCGCAUCAUGUGGCGUGUGGAGAGAGAGGGCACGGGGCUCACGGAGGGCUGCCUGGUGGCUGUGGAUGACUUGCAGAACCAUGUGGAGCACUUUGGGGAGGAGGAGCAGAAGGAGCUGCGGGUGGACAUGGACACGUUCCUGCAGUACUGGCCACCCCAGAGCCAGCAGUUCAGCAUGCAGUACAUCUCACAUAUCUUCGGAGUGAUUAACUGCAACGGUUUCACUCUCAGUGACCAGAGAGGUCUUCAGGCAGUGGGUGUGGGCAUCUUCCCCAACCUGGCCUUGGUGAACCAUGAUUGCUGGCCCAACUGCACCGUCAUAUUCAACAAUGGCAAUCAUGAGGCAGUGAAAUCCAUGUUUCACACCCAGAUGAGAAUUGAGCUCCGGGCCCUGGGCAAGAUCUCAGAAGGAGAGGAGCUGACAGUGUCUUAUAUUGACUUCCUCAAUGUCAGUGAAGAGCGCAAGAAGCAACUGAAGAAGCAGUACUACUUUGACUGCACAUGUGAGCACUGUCAGAAAGGGCUGAAGGACAACCUUUUCCUGGGGGUGAAGGAAGACCCCAAGCCCUCUCAGGAAGUGGUGAAGGAGGUGACACAAUUCUCCAAGGACACACUAGAAAAAAUAGACAAGGCUCGCUCUGAGGGUUUGUAUCAUGAGGUUGUGAAGCUGUGCCGGGAGUGCCUGCAGAAGCAGGAGCCAGUGUUUUCUGACACCAACCUCUACAUGCUGCGGCUGCUGAGCAUUGUGUCGGAGGUCCUCUCCUACCUGCAGGCAUUUGAGGAGGCCUCGCACUAUGCCAGGAGGAUGGUGGAUGGAUACAUGAAGCUCUACCAUCACAACAAUGCCCAACUGGGUAUGGCUGUGAUGCGUGCAGGGCUGACCAACUGGCAUGCUGGUAACAUCGAGGUGGGGCAUGGGAUGAUUUGCAAAGCCUAUGCCAUUCUCCUGGUGACACACGGCCCCUCCCACCCCAUCACCAAGGACUUAGAGGCCAUGCGGGUGCAGACAGAGAUGGAGCUGCGCAUGUUCCGCCAGAAUGAGUUCAUGUACCACAAGAUGCGUGAGGCUGCCCUGAACAACCAGCCCAUGCAGGUCAUGGCUGAGCCCAGCAAUGAGCCAGCUCCGGCUCUGUUCCAUAAGAAGCAAUGAGGAUCUUCUGGAGAAAAGUCAAUGUGCCUGGGGACAUGGGGAAAGAUUCUGGAGGUGGUGGGUCUCUGCAGAGACCCUUGAUGAGUAAGUCAGGGUCAUGCUCAACCAGUGGCUGUCUUCACUGUGUUCUCCACUGUCGUUUGGUUUAAUUCAACUCAGUUCAAUUCAUCCCAGCCCAAGUUUUCCUAUUAUUAUCUUUAUUGCAUGGUAGGAUCUCACACCUAAUAAAGGAGCUCCAAAUGUAGUUGUGUGGGGAGGCAAAAUGUAAACAGUUAAAGCACAGUAUAAUACUAAGUGCAAUGGCAAACUAUAUGAAGAGAGGGGUUCAGAGGAGGAUGUGGGGUGUGUGUGUGUGUGAACUGAGGGGAGUGUCAUCAAGGGAAUGGCAUCUGAGCUAAGGGUUGCAGGUGCCUGGAGUCUUCAGGUGGUUUCUCACCUAUCUGUGCAAAUAUCUCUGGGGCUGUGGUCUCACCCAUGGUCAGAAUUGUCAGGAUUUGGCAAACAAGGAUGGGUAAGUCCCAUUUCCUCAGGCUGGUGUGAGGUGAUAAAGACAGGGCUGGGCUGUGUUUAGUCAAUUAGAAUCUACUAAGAGACCUGAAAUACCUUCAGAAUGGGGCAUCAAAAGAGGGGGCCUUGUCCAAAUCACCUGAAGUCCCAGGUGAUCCCUGGAGAUCCCUGGAGAUCACACGGAACGUGGUACCUUUACCCACUCUCAUUGCCAAGUCUUUUGGCUACUUGUGAUGUGGGGGCUUCUUGGGCAAUAUGUGAGAUUUUUCUGGUUGUUGGCCUAGUAGAAUUGAAGAAGUCUUUUUCAGGGUGAAGCUGAGAGAGAAAUAUUGAAGCACACAUACCUGAUGAUCACAGGCCUGGAAGAAUUGGCUCCUGGUUACAUGUGUCUGGUGAUCUUUAUCAGAUUAGACUUCAUUGUUGACCCCAACAGGCCUCCAUUUUUAGUACUAAAUUGUUGCUACUUCCCUUAAUUUCUUUUUCUGUCCAUGCCCUGGGGGCUUAUGCCCUUCUCACCAGAAGGAACACACUUGCGCACCUGGGUUAGGAUCUCUUCAGAGGUGUGGCAAAAUUUAUCCUCAUUUUUUGGGAAACUGAUUUCCAUCUGAGAAGUAAAGGUCUUGGGAACUAACCGAUUCCAAGAAUGGCCUGUUAUCUUCUGGGACCCCAAAUUUUUCACCAAUGCUUUUGGGAACCCAGGAACAGUGCCCUUAAGUUGGGGGUAUCACCAAGAUUUCUAUACACCUUGAGCUAUCCUUGAUCCCAGAACUCUUUCUAACAUCUUAAAGUCUAGCUAUUCCACCAAUCCCCAUAUUUAUCUCUGCCUAAAAUGUUAGCUCCUCCAGCCCCAUCCUUUCAUUCCCAGAAUGAACCAUGCCUCCCUUUGAAUUGCAUCUGCUAACUGAAACCUCUGCAGAUAGAACAUUCCUUUGCAGAAUAUUAAUGUUAUGACAUUUGACUCUUCUUUGAGGACACUCUCUUCUGUAGAAGCUUCUACAGGAAGACUGACAGUUCUUUCAAGCCUCCACCUCUCUGGCAAGUAGAACAUUGACAUUCUCCCCAGGAUCCAACUGGUACAUUCAAAUCAUCAAAAUACAAAACCUCCCCUAAGCCCUCUUUCCCUUUGUGUCAUUGUUCUCUGUCCACCCACUGGUCUUUCUCCCAUGUUCAUGGUCAUUUUUCGCAUCUUUCUAAAAUUUGUUGUCUUCAGUGAAUUGUGCUCUGUGUCUAUGCUCCUUGUCCCCACCUCCCCUCUUGGACCAGUGGAAUGGAAGUUCCUAUCUCCUGCCAAGGCUAGCCUGUGCUCCUGUACUCUGGACUCCUUGCCCUCCUUGCCCUUGUGAUCUUGGUCCAUUGUUAUUCCUUCUCCAUCCUAGAUCCUUGACAUUUCCCCACUGCUGGCCUUCUUUAAUGCAUUCAAUAAACAUGCUGAGGACUCUUUUUAUUUUUUGGGUACUAGGGUUUGAACUCAGGGCCUACACCUCAAGCCACUUCAUCAGCCCUUUUUGUGACGGGUUUUUUUGAGAUAGGGUCUCAUGAACUAUUUGCCCGGGAUGGCCUUGAACCUUGAUCCUCCUGAUCUCUGCCUCCUGAGUAGCUAGGAUUAUAGGCCUGAGCCUCCGGUGCCCCGCCCUGAGGGCUUCUAAUAGUCUUCAUAGCUGAGUAUUUUUUUAGUUGUAUAGUUUUGUCUGCUUCUCCUCACUUUCCAUUUCUUCUUGAACCCACUGCAGACUGGCUUCCACUCUUGCUCCUCCACUAAAAUGGUUCUUAUCAAGAUCAAAUCUAGUGGGUACUUUUUAGUCUUUAUAGUAUUUGGCAUCUUCAUCAACUGAUAUUCCCUAACUUGAAUUCUGUGACCCAGCUUCCUUGUGAUGAUCCCUUGAUGAGAUUUCUCAGGCUUUUUCACUAGCCUGGUUUCUCCAUCUUCCCCUGACAUGUUGGCAUUUGCUGGAGUUGUUUUGUCUUUGAUUCAUUCUCUUCUCACUCUGCAAUACUCCCUGAAUGAGCUUAAGCGGACCUUGUAUUGAUGAUUCACAAAUCUGUAUUCCCUGAUCUUGCAUCUGAAAUCUAGCUCCACGCACCCUCUCAAAUGUUCUGCAUGUGUAUCUAACUCAGCAUGUCCAAAAUGAAACUUUCCUUUCUUCCUCCCCUUAACAUCUAGUACCACUCAGAGUACCACCCAAGAACAUAACCUCCUCUAUCAGACUGUGAGCUCCUGGAGGACAGGGGCUAAGUGCCUUCGUUUAUCUUUCUAUUCCCAGAACCUAGCACCAGAACAUGGUGGGUACUCAGUAAGUGUGUGUUGAAUGAAUGAAUGAACAAAUGGAUGAAUUUACUUAUCUCAGAGCAAAAGAGAUAUGGAACUGUGCAUUUCAAGUUUUUGUGUUAUACCAAUCAACAAAGCCCAAUUAAACUCUCUGUGUUUCUAAGCAAAUAGGCGUGGCAUCUUUCUUUCUGAUAAUCUUUUUGUAGCAGCCCUGUUUCACAGAACAUUCUGGGAUGGUGGAAAUGAAUUAUAUGUGUGUGUACAAUAUAGUAGUCAUUAAUAGCAUGUGACUGCUAAGUGCUGCGGUAAGACUGAGGAACAGAUUUUUAAUUUUACUUAAUUUCAAUGAAUUUAUGUUUAAAUAGUCAAAGUGGCCAGUUGCUACUGUAUUUUUUUAAAUUGUACAAAAUAAUGAGUUUUAUUAUGAUAUUUUCAUACAUAUAUACAUACAUAUAAAAUUC
Molecule: messenger RNA, 4794 nt
Organism: Castor canadensis (American beaver)
Lineage: Eukaryota; Metazoa; Chordata; Mammalia; Rodentia; Castoridae
Gene: Smyd1
Product: SET and MYND domain containing 1
Cellular component (GO): nucleus
Molecular function (GO): protein binding; histone H3K4 methyltransferase activity
Source: RefSeq, a predicted model, not a curated record